UAUAAAAUAGUUCACCAAUUUUUAUACAAUGUAAAGAUGAAUUGUAAUAUAAACACGCCUAAGUACGAAAAGAAAACGGAGUUCUCAAUCUUCAUUUGAUCGAAGACAAAAUCGAAGCUAUUAUACCUAUUAAACGUUUGUACUCUUAAAAUUAUUCACAAUUUACAACUCAUUAAUCUGAAGACAGUCGCAUAACAAACGAGAGGAAGCCGUGACGAAAUGAUUAGGGAAUACUCAAGGGAUCGGCAUAAAUUUUCCAAGGGAAGAUCGUACUAAUCGGGAUUUACCGAUUGGAUUAUGAAAUCAUGCUUUCUAUGGUUCUUUCCGGUAUUUAUUGCAACUAUUCUCGUUAAUAUAGGAAGGUAUAUAAACAUAAACACCAACAUCAUACUUGUUUUAUUUAAAGUUCAAUUGUACAAUUAGAAGAAUGUUAUUAUUAAUUAAUUAUAUGAAACUGAGAUUAUAACAUUUCAUUUAAAAAUAUAUGCUUCAUCUCGUUACUGUUGCGAAUGUUAGGGUGAUGGGUGUUAAUACUUUCAAACAUGAACAAAACAUUGGCACGGUAUUAUUUGAGAAAAGUGAUACAGCUAAACAUUGUUGGAGCACAGAGGAAUUUAUUAUCUUAAAUAGUCGACGAAUGUUUCAAGAUCUCUUACCAAAGGUGAAAGUUCUAAAUUAUGAGAACGAUCGGUACAUCGCGCUGCUGAUGGAUUACUUUCACAUUUGUCUGGAAAACGUGCGUAAGCUGUCGAUAGGAAAAACGAAGCACCUGAUGCUAAAAGCCCUGGCGGACACGAUGGGCGGCUACUUGCAGGUUUACAUUUUGCCCCUCACCAAACACUCCUAUUACGCGGGCAACGUAAAGUACCGAAAUGCUAGAAAACUAUUCGAACUGUACGAACAGCUGAAAGUUUUUUUACGAAGCAACGGAGCUGGUUGGCUAAAUCCUUCGAAGAAGAUAAAACAGACGAAGAUUCAAGCGAUAGUGAUCACAUCGCCGAAAUCGUCGUCGGUUGCGUGCGACGGGGUUAUUACUUACUCUGCAUCUUCGAUCGCUAACAGACGAGAGACGAAACGUUUCACGUUCAAGCAGAAAAAGAGGCAUAUUCCGAAGCACAAAAUUAAAAGUACAAAUCCGAGGCACAAAGAUGAAUCUGAUCGAGACAACGAAUCAAUUAUCAUCCCUCUUCCUUUCCUGGACGACGAUACACAGCCAAAUAGUAUCGCGUUACCUUUUAAGAAGAACACCUUGCAGUCUUUAUACAGUGAACGAUCGACUUUUGCAUUGGUCAAAUAUUACAUAGCUAGCGUGAAGUGCAUCGUCUCGAAAUCGAAAGAAAAAGCUGAGCUGGAGGCCUUUAAUCGGGAGUUUUACGAUUGGCUGCAGCAAUCCGUGCAACGACACCUUGAUGAUGAGAAAUGGUACCCGGCGUUCGGCGGUGUAUUGAGGGUGAUCGCCUCGUUGGAGGAAGCAGGCGCGGGAACCGGUCCCACGAAGGGAGCAAAAAGCGGAACGUAUGAGAUUAUGCCCAAAACAGGCAUGCAACAAACUAUUGAGCCAGAGGAAGCCGUGUCACCUCUGUACAAAGAAGAGGAAACGGGAGUCCCACUAGGAACGACCGAAUUGAUAUCGAUUGCAGUGGUGAGCGCGUUACUAGUGUGGUUGCUGGUGGGCUUGAGCUUGGUCUGCUACAGAUUCCUUACGAAACACUCGGACGAGUGCAUCUCAUAUGAACCACAGGAUCCUCCAGUUGCUGUUUUGUACGAAAAUAAAGAAUACUGUCAACCUGAUACGUGUCCAACACAAUCACCUCGUAAGAGUUUGCUGGAAAGAAUUAAGGAUUAUUGGAAGAACAGGUUUGGUAAAUGUCAUGGAGGUUGUCAAGAUCGUAUGGACGAGGAACGUUGUUUAGCCGCAAUUAGUUAUACUAGCAAAGACACGAUCGACGUUAGUCAUAGUAGCAGAAGUUAUCAGAAAAGGAAAAUAAACAAAUCGGUUUCAGCGAUGUUAUCGUGUCAUCGAAAAGAGCAUGUGCCCAUCAGAAAAGUUUGUUAUAGUUCGGAUGGCUCGUUAACCACGAAUACGGAGAGUCCGGAGAGCAAACCCAGAUAAUAAAAGGUUACAAGUUUUCAUUUAUUUUUUAAUAUAUCCCUUUUUAGUAUGUACGACGUAAUAAAUACAGUCAAUUACAAAUAAAAUCACCUUUCUAAUUAUUGCUAUCUAAGUAUAAUAAUUCUUAAAUACGUUAUAUAAUAACUAGGUAUUUUUAUCCCUUUGAUAGUGUAAUAAAGUUGUAAUGUUAUGAUA
Bombus terrestris (buff-tailed bumblebee) is the source of this 2308-nucleotide messenger RNA. RefSeq lists its product as uncharacterized. NCBI's taxonomy places the organism in Eukaryota, Metazoa, Arthropoda, Insecta, Hymenoptera, Apidae. The record is from RefSeq and is a predicted model, not a curated record. The transcript is spliced from 11 exons. Bases 485 to 2113 code for a protein of 542 amino acids.